Molecule: messenger RNA, 5926 nt
Organism: Temnothorax curvispinosus
Lineage: Eukaryota; Metazoa; Arthropoda; Insecta; Hymenoptera; Formicidae
Gene: rno
Product: PHD finger protein rhinoceros-like
Exons: 3
Biological process (GO): regulation of transcription by RNA polymerase II
Source: RefSeq, a predicted model, not a curated record
GCUGCAAGAAAUUGAAGCGGAAUUUGAUAAGCAUGUUAGUAUAAAGGAUAUUACUUCCCAACAAUUGGAUAUAGAUCCUGACAGCAUCAUAUACAUAUAUAACUAUUGGAAAUUAAAGAGACGAGCCGGUCAUAAUAAACCAUUGUUAGCUCCUCGUUGUGGUGAACUGUCGAGCGCAGGAGCACGCGCUCAGGGUCAAGCGGCCGACGUAGAAAAAAUGCGUACGUUUGUGCAACUGCGACAAGAUCUGGAACGCGUACGAAAUUUGUGCUACAUGGUCGGUCGUCGCGAGAAACUCUGUCGUACUUUCCUGAGACUACGCGAACAAACCUUUCACAAGCAGGCAAUGGUGAUGGCCGGACCGCCACUAUCUCCAACGACGGCUGCCGCUAUUGUCGAGGCCAAUCACGGGCCUUCGAUAUACGAUCGUCUCUAUUCCCAUACCGAUGCCGAGGAUCACACACAUGACUUUAACACAAUACUCGCCCGAAUCAAAGUCGAGUCUCCCACGCCAGCGUCUAACGAUGAGAAGAAAGUACAACCGGACUUUAACGGUGCGUCCAAUAAGAAACCCUACUUUAAUGGUUCGGUCAGAGGGAAGAGCUUGUACGGAAGUGAUUUGUCGUCAAUGAGUAGUAGUGAGACGGACGCGGUGAAGACGGAAAGAAAAACUACUGGCAAAUGCACGAACAAGUCUAAGACUCUGAAAGUCGAGAUCGAAUCGACCUCAGAAGACGAAGGGAAUACAAUGUCGAAGAACAAAACUCCCGCCAGACGAAAAACAAAGAAGAAUGCGCCGGACAGGCCACGAGCCUGUAAAUUGCGCGAUAGCAGUGAGAGUGAUAAGUUAGACAUGGUGAAUAGAUCGCGUUCUUUGCAGCAUAUGGAACUUGGUAGUUCCGACAGCGAGAGCGACGAAUUGAGCACCAUUGAGUUGCCAUUGAGCACCAACGCCGGCUCUCGUCUCGGUCCAUCAGCAGCUUCUGCCAUAUAUUCGGAUACUGAUUCGGAUUCGCAGGAGCAUCAUUCCCACUCGGCCGUACUUAUCACAAAAGCUGCGGUGAAAGAAUUCUCAGCAGCGGAUAUAUCAAAGAAUUCGCAGAAGAACUUUACAUGUAAGGAUGCCACGAGAUCAGACUAUCAGGAUGACUCCACGAAGAACAAGGAGAACGUGAAGAACUCCAAGAAGAAGGAAUACAUACCAUCCGCUCUGAUAGUUCCGCAGCGACAAGCGGCGAAGAAGGCAUCGGAGAUCAUGCAGCGAACACAGGGUAAGAAGGAGAAUACCGCGAGCGAGCCCGUAGAGUUCGUGAAGUCGCCCGGGGAGCCUUUGAAACCGACUAAGGAGAAGCCGUCUGGCAAGAAACAGCGUGACAACAAGGCGCCAAAGGACGCCAAGAACAAUGACGUUUAUGAUUUCGAGAAGGAGUUGAGUGACGGCACGGAGUUUUUCGGUUACGUGCCGCAACGACAGGCUGCAAAGAAAGCCGCAGAGCACAUCAAGAGCGGUAUGGGCACGAAACCCGCUCCAGCGGAUCUUGAAACCGCAGACGGGAAACCAAAGAAGGAAUUGCCGGACGGCGGCAAGAGGAAAGAGAUCAAGAAGGAUGAAUCGCCCAAAAAGGAGGAGCUGCCGACGAGAAAGGAGGAGUCACUGUUGAAGGAGAGACGGGGAAAGAAACAGGUGCCUGAGAGCAGCAAUAGCGAGAGCAGCAGCAGUGAUAGCAGCAGCGGUAGCAGCUCUUCGGAGAGCAGUAGCGAUUCCGAUGUAGCUAAGAGUCCAAUGCAAAAGAUGUCGAGCACCGCUAAGGAGCCGGCUUCCUCUUCAACCACUACCAAUACCACGUCCUCCGAAAGUGAUAACGGUAAUCAGGUGAAGAACAAAACUGCGAAUAAACGGCAGACGAUGAAUAAAGUCGCAGACGAAACGGUCGAGUCUGAGAAGAGAACUGUCGCGGGGCGGAAACUCAAGAAGCUGCCCGAUAAGAAGCUUAAAACUUCCGACGGGCGGCAUGGACCCGAGUUUCAGCCGCCGCUUACUGAGAGAGAAGAAUCAGGUAGAACCGCAGUACCUAAGGAGCAGCAACAGGCUCAACAACAACAGCAGCAGCAGCACCAGCACCAGCAGUCCGGUAAGAAAGCUGAUCAAAGAGACUCAUCCAAAAGAUCAGCAUCCUUGCAAUCACAACAGCCAGCUGACCAAAGUGUGCUCGGUGGCUCUCGAAAUAAUGAUGGGCUACGAAGUGUUUCUGGGGUCAAGUCUACCAAAAAAUCAAACCAGUCUAUUAAACAGACACAACAGCAACAGUCUACUCUCAGAAGCAAAGAGGACAGCGGCGGAGCAACGUCCAGAGCGAAGUCGGAGGCGCGCAAACGAAAAUCAAGUGAGAUUACCGCAAAGGAGGACAAGGGUAACAAGGAAACGUCCCCGAUCAAGAAAGUGGAAAAGAAAUUAAUGGAAAAGAUAACGAAGGAAAUCGAGAAAGAUAACAAACAUGAUACUACUAGUAUUAAACAUGUUCCGGAUCUCGUGGAACCUCCGAAAGCGACUGAGAAUACUCCUAAAGUGGAUGACAAGAAGAUUAAGAAAACAAGUAAUAAGAAUGCAAUCAAUACGCUGGAGGAGGAGAUGAAACAGCGACGGGCGGAACGAGACAGUCCAAAGAAGUCAUCGAGGGGACUGGACAAGCUUCUUGAAAAACGCGAGCAUCUUGACAAAUUGUCGAGGAGCAGGAUUGCCAUUCAGCAGGAAAGAUGUAACGAGGAGAACAAAGACGCGAAAAUUGUGGCAUCCGUCGCAAAGGAGACUGUCAAGAGCGAGGACAUUAAGAACCACAUGAGCGAGGAAGUCGCGGUGCUAGAUAUCAUGAAAUUGGAAAAAGAAGACGUAAAGAAGAAUGUCGAGAAUACAUUGGAGAAACCUACGGACAGAAAGAAGAAGGCAGACCGGAAACUCGAGAGCGAGACGCAGGCUGCUGUCGAGAUGAUCACGGUCGAGGACAGCGUCGCUAAAGAGUCAAACGAUAAUAUUUGUUUGAGGUCGAAGAGAAGAAAGUCUGUAAAUCGUUCUAUCUUCUCGCCGCAACACGGCAGCAAGGAUCCCAGCGUGUCGGAGCUGUUCGACUUCGAUCUGACCGACGAUAUGGUGAACGAUGACGGCUUCAACUUACCGCGCGACGAAGAGCGAGGAGCGGCGCCGCUUUCGUUCUCUUUCAACAACGAUCUUUGGUUCAAGGAGGACUCGAAGGAGGACAGUGCGCGAGAGACGCUACAUCUGGUAGAGAAGCUGCGUAUGGAAUUAUCGAAGAAGUCGAAUUCUAGUCAGUUCGAGUUAGAAUCUACUCCGGCGGAAGAGGAGCUUCCGAAAAAAGAGGAGCCGUCUCUUCAUCCAGUUGAGAAACCAACGGAAGAGCAGCCGCUGCUUCAGGAGAAGGUCGACAUGCAGGAACAGCAACCAGUGGGACAUCAGCAGCAAUCAGUCGUGCAAUCGGUCGAGAUUAAGAUCAACAGCGGUUCGGAACCCCCACAGAUGUCCGAGGAUCUCACAUGCAAAAAUCAUAGUAUGGAGGACAAGAGGAAGCCUUGUUACUCGAGCAAUAGCAACAACGAGCAUUACAUGUACGGAAACGAAGAGCGCGAGACGGCGAAAGUGACGGUGGUGGAGCGCGCGAAGCUCGAUAGAGCCGAGGCGGACGAGAGAUGGGUACCGCCGAGCAUGGACAAUUUUAAUCCGAGCGACGUGCAACAUCUGAACACGCUGAUCGACAACCAGAACCACCGUUACGUCGCCGCGGCCGCCGCUCAUCAAUUCUCGAAUGAUAUCGGCGCCGUGAUUCCAGAUCCUACGGCGAAUCCAGACGCAGCUCUAGUCGCGCACCUCCAGCUCAACAUGCAGGACCAGUAUCUGCAGCUGCAACAGACGCAUCCGAUGGAGCGGGUGCAGCAGCAUCUCGAGGCGCAGCACGCCGCGGCACAGGAGCAGUCGCGUGUGCAGUCACUCGCGAUGAUGGAUCAGCAGAUGGCAGCGGCCGGUACGGGAAUACCGGCACAGAUUGUCGACGAGAUCACGCCUAUGGAGAUGGUAAAUCGUCAUCUAAUCAGCCUGCCCAACUCGGAGGACGAUCAGGGCAGCGAGAUGGACCGCGUGCUGGACAAGGAGGAUGUCUCGUCGGAUAUCAGACAGGACUACACGCAGAGCGGCUCGCCCUACAACGAGCUCAAUGGUCGACCGGACACGCGGUGGGCCGAGAGUCAGGUUUUACCCUCGCGCCGGUCUACGUCGUCGUCCAUCACAUCCGCGUCUUCCGCGGAGGAGCACGCGGCUAUUCCCCCUUACAAGAACGUACCUCCGAUAUCUUAUCCGCCGAUGGACGUGGCGCCUUACCAUUCAUACUCAGAGACGAGCUCUUACGGCGCCGGAGCUGUCUCGCUGUUUCCACCGCAAUCCUGUGCUGCCCCGUUGCCCUAUCCGUCACCGUUCCCACCGCCCUUCGGCGCUCCUUUCCCGACGUCGCAGUCUAUGCUGCCGCAUGUACCGAAGCCGCUCGAGGAGUCACUCAACAUCGGGGCGUCGCCGUGCACCGCCGCGUUUACCUCAUCGUCGCAUAACAUGGCUCUCACCGCGGCCAUGGUAUCGCCGACGAAGGUAACUACGCCGCCGCCUCCGGCGCCGCCACCACCAUCGGUGUCGCAGCAGCAACAACCACCGCAGCAGCAACAGCAGCAGGUACCACCGACACAGCCGUCUUCGGAAGCGCCGCCAUCGUCAGGGCACCCGCCGUCUUUGCUGUCGCAACCGGUUAACUCGCCUGCUGUACCGGCAUCUUUCCUCAAUACUAUCGCGGAGACGCAGGUCAACAACGAGGCUGUUGUGGAGAACAUAGCGGAAGUACUUAGCGCAGAUAACAAGAUCGCGCCGUCCGGUAAGAAGUCGCCGUCGAAACCGACGAGAACGUCCGCCAGGGUGACGUCCUUGCAGGGUAAAUCGCCUGGUAAAUCGCCGCGCCAGGAAACCACGAAAUCCGCGCCGAGCUCUCGCGGUCGCAGCAGGAGUUCCAAGGGAUCUCAGCCGAGUUACCGGGGUCGCGGUCGCGGCCGGGGACGGGGACGCGGUAGGACCAACCAGAACCCGUCGAUUACGAUGGUGCCGAUGUCAAACGCGCUGCACAACGACGACUCGAUUCAGAACAAGCUUGUCGGCACCGUGUACGACUUCGACUCGGACGACGACUCGGCGAACGAGACUAACAUCGCGGACCUGAGGACGAUGCGCGAACGCAAGAAGUCCACCGACGUGAACGAGAAGAAUCGCGCGAGCGAGCCUCUCGGCGGCAUGGCGAACGACGGUGGCAUCCAGUCCCAUCUGUCUAGUCCCACGCUGCACACCGUGAAGAAGUAUGCCGACGAUAAGAAGCUCGCGUCACCGGCGGCGCACCACGAUCAUCAGACCGCUAUAGCGAAAUCCGAGUCGAGCACCAGUCACCAGUUUGCCGACUGCAUGCCGCUGUUACCAGGUCCGGUGGAUAUGCGUACGUACAAUUCGACCGUGGACCAGGCGAGCUCGUUAGUCCACGGUCAGCCGUAUGGCAAUCAUUUGUUAGGCAGCUUCGCCGCGAGCGUAGGUGCGGACUCGAACCUGCCGGAGCUCGAUGAUUUGCUGCACGGGGACUGCUGCGUGUUGAAGAAGACCGCCGGUAAACAGCAACAGCUCGCGAGCAGCGGGUUCGAGGAGCCGUGCUCGAAACCAGGCUUCGGCGACCAGUCGACGAUAGACCCGUCGUCCGCGUCUAGCUUCGACGCCAACAAGGUUUCCCUAACCGAUUCGAGGAAUCAACUGAAGGUAAAGAUCAAAGGCCCAUUUCUUGACGCGAACUAUACGCCAUCGGUACCACCGCUGGUCCAGCAAACGCCGGUGAUAAUUCCUCCG